CCCCGUUUGGAUCUGGUUCUCCUUUGGGACGACCAAUAUGGAAUUAUCCUUAGACAUGUCCCGAGCGAAACCUCCCGGACCCAUCUCGCGGAUUCAUGCGUUAACUUGUCUGACAUACGCUUGUGACAUUUAUCACUUUUGGCAGCACUCUGACAGGAUGCCAUCGUACCGUUUGCUGAACUCUCUGCUCCUCGCCCUGUACGGUAAGAAGUGUAUGCUUGUCCUGAGCUACGUGUUGACCCAUGAACCAGCAAUCCCAUACGGUCAAGCGUCAACUGAGGCAGUCUCCUACCCUCACGUGCAUCAGAUCAGAAGCCAAGUUCAUCGCCAGGGUCGAUCACUCAGGUCUCGUGACCAGACUUGGUCACUAAUCAUACCUGACGGCGGACCGUCCGAGGCAGAUCUCAUCAACUCUCCAGUCCUCAUUAGCCCUCACGUGGCUGUAGCCCUGUAUGGAAUUGUCAAAUGCAAUCACGGUUGGAUCUCAGCUCUGAUGUUGAAGGCACCUGAAGAAUUCAACGUGGAGACUAUAGUUGGCUACAUGUCUUUAUACUCACCAGAAUACUCUCGAGCCGUAUUGCAGAAUAUGACGAUUGAGACGUCCAGUGAAGAUCAUGCCAUGUGGCCUGCAUAUUUCGACUAUGCACUGAGCACGUUCUACGCUGGCAUAUUUGGGGUCGAUGCACCCACUGAUGUGGGAGGAGCUCUGCAAGCAUUCACCGGACUGCCUACGUCGACUUACGAACAGGAUCAGUACACACAGGACUCGUUGCAAUUCGCCAUGGAUCGUUCGAACGAGAGCCCAGUCCUGGUUCUUGCCAACGAGCAAGCGACGGUACUGAGCCCUGGUAAAAUGUACGCCGUCAAGAACCCGAGUAGCGGAUCCAACUCGACCGCCCAAUUGUGGCAAGCACCGGGUGCCAUAGGUGAGGAUACGGUGGUGAACGCCUCAAUCUCGCAACUCUUGCAAGAUACCAAAUCGGUCUCACACAUCACGGACUUCAAGCGCUGGGUGCCUAUGGCACGACAGCGAACAUGUUUCAGCCUUUUCUUUGUUACUGAGUCUCUUUUACUUUGUCAACCGUUGAGCAGGAAGCUAGUCGAUGACUUUCGAAGUGCACCAUUUGUAAAAUCUUGUAUUCGUUACGUGCUUUCGAUGAAAUAGAGCAGAACUGCUCAUGCC
Messenger RNA from Kockovaella imperatae, 1183 nucleotides. RefSeq lists its product as hypothetical. NCBI's taxonomy places the organism in Eukaryota, Fungi, Basidiomycota, Tremellomycetes, Tremellales, Cuniculitremaceae. The record is from RefSeq and is a predicted model, not a curated record. The transcript is spliced from 6 exons. The coding region runs from base 38 to 1165 and encodes 375 amino acids.